Molecule: messenger RNA, 1570 nt
Organism: Photinus pyralis (common eastern firefly)
Lineage: Eukaryota; Metazoa; Arthropoda; Insecta; Coleoptera; Lampyridae
Product: cyclin-J-like
Exons: 6
Coding region: 334-1131 (265 amino acids)
Biological process (GO): mitotic cell cycle phase transition; regulation of cyclin-dependent protein serine/threonine kinase activity
Cellular component (GO): cyclin-dependent protein kinase holoenzyme complex; nucleus; cytoplasm
Molecular function (GO): cyclin-dependent protein serine/threonine kinase regulator activity
Source: RefSeq, a predicted model, not a curated record
AGUGUGAAUGAUUUGAAAUUGGGGCAAAGAGAAAUCAAAAAUAAAUUCAAUGAAACACAAAAGAUGUACAUAUGUGAAAUUUUAUCAACUUGCAACAAUCGAUAUGAGAUACAAAACAAAAAAGGCGAUCUUUACAUGACUGAUAUUUACUGUUUUUAAAGUAUUUCCUUUGUACCUUGUCCUAUUUUGCACUAAAGAUAAGCAAUACAAAGAAUGUAAAUUUUACUUUCAACAGACACAGUGAUACACUUUGACUAAAAGAUGACCCUUGUGCUGUAAUUUUGUACAAAACUAUUUAAAGGCCUAAACUCAUACACAAAGCUGUGCUGAGUGAUGGGUGGAACAAGACUAGUUGGUAAAAAUUCUUUAUGCAACAUAGAUGACGAUUGGAAUAAUGUGUUUCCAUACAGGGAUGAUUACAAAAUGGUAAUACAACAGAGAGAACUAGCCAGAGUACCCUUUCACCACCAAUCACCUCAAAUGAUGUAUCGUAAAACUAUCAUCAAUUACCUCAAAAGUUAUUCUAACGAUAAGAGCUUGAGUUACUCGUGCCUACACCUAGCUGUAUACAUGCUGGACGUUUUCAUGGAUAAUCACACCAUAUUACCAGAACGUUUACAUCUGGUAGCUAACGUGUGUCUAUGGAUAUCAGCUAAAUUUGAAGAGGUAACUGUUAAUAUACCAAAGCUUGCAGAAUUGAAUUUUGCUGUUAAUAAUCGAUACUCAUUAAAUGACUACAAAGAAGUGGAAAUUAUAAUUUUGAAAUAUUUCCAUUGGUACCUCAUGAUACCAACAGCCGCACAUUACACGCAUUACUACAUGCAAGUUGCUUUAAGCUCCGAAGAUUACUACAACACGGAUUUCAGAACGUUAAUAGAUCAUUUGCAGGUGUAUAUCGAAAUAUAUUUAGACAAAGUGAUUGAAGACAUACACUUCAUGCAAGUUUACAAACCAUCGCGAUUAGCAGCGGCCAUUAUAUCCGCGGCACGAACGCAAAUUGGACUAUGUGAUUGGACAAGUACUUUAGAAAAGUUCACGGAAUAUUCCAAACAACAAAUUUAUGAUCCACUACAAGCGUUAUUGCAACCAACUUAUGUAAUCUGUUCCAACUGUCAACGACGAUUUGAUUAGAUUGAUGAAUAACAGUGCUUAAAAAACCACACUAUGUAAAGAUCACCAUGUAUCAAUAAUAAUGCAGUAUUGGCCAGAUACUUUUAUGAAGUACUACGUUAGUAAACCAUAGCCCAGACUGAAAGCGUUUCCCUUUGGCUAACCAAUCCAUUUUUUCCCAAGUAGCUACAAGUUGUUCAAAAUUUCUGGAACCAUUUCGGAGAAAGUUUACCACUGGGUUCCUAAAAGGUUUCUCAAGUUCUUGACGAUUUUUACGUAUCUUAUUCUAAAAAUUUUAAUAUAGCAACAUUAGAUAGGUAUAUCUCACAUUAGUAGGUAGUUUGUGAGAAAAGUGCCGCCAUUAUGAAAAUAUAUGCGUUCAAUCUGAAAAUUAGUCUUACUUUUAUAUGUAAAGUUUAAUCAAAAUAACUUGAACGGUUUCGAAAAACUGAGCUCCUCA